Messenger RNA from Prorocentrum cordatum, 486 nucleotides. The record is from the annotation of a GenBank genome assembly. Lineage: Eukaryota; Dinophyceae; Prorocentrales; Prorocentraceae.
AUGCCGGCAGCUGGUGAGAUGCGCGCCGCUGGCUGUGCUCAGUGCAGCGGGCAGCCGCGCAUGGCCCUGGGCGCGGCCGCCGCCGCGGCGCCGCGGCUGGCGCCGAGGCCGUGGGGCCGCCGGGCUGGCGCCUCCUCCAUGGCCGCGCUGGCGCCGGCAGCCGGCUCGGCGGCGGCGCGGGCGUGGCCUCGGCUGGACGGGCGCGCAGCCGUGGUCUCGCUCGCGGCCCUGGCGGCGCGGCGGGCAAGCAGGCGCGCCCGUGCUGCUCUCGGGCCGCACCACGCUGCCCAGGCGUGCCGCGAGAGGCGACUGGCGCAGCUGCGGCGCUGCGCGGGAGGCGGCACGACCACUCUCGCGGACGCACCCGCCGAGGGAGUCAGGUACACGGGACAUGGCUUGCCAUGGCGAGUGUUGGAUGCGCGCACGGCCUCGCCCCCGCAUUGGCGGGUGCGCGUGUUGAUUCGACUGGUCACGUCCGCAGCCUAA